CUCUCAAGCCAUACCUGGAUUUUCCUAUAGAUAACAAAUGAAUAAACACAAGUGUAAUAAAAUCUGUAUUCGCCUCUUUGAUCUCUAGCAACCCGGAAUCCCAGAGGUCGAAUUUGAAAGAAUUGGGAACGGACAGAUAAUAGUCAAAGACCCAGUCAGCGUAGUUAUGGCUGCUUUUCUAGGCCUUGCUCAAUCGAGUUUAUUAAAGAAUGUCUUAGCAGUGUUUAUACUGAAAAACAGAAUGAAAAUUAGCAGAAAAAAUCUGGAAAAGAAAAUUGAUGAAGCUAAACAGAUCUGCAAAUGAGAAAAUGCUUCUCCAGGUGUAAGUCUUCUACUUCUGAAGCAAUACCCACAGUGCUUGUGGUCACAGAUAUCCGAAGAAGAGCUAUCCCAGUACAAAUCCUUUGUGUACAUCAAGUGAUCUCUUUCGAUGAGCAACUGUGACAACCACGUACCUAUAAUUAUCCCCCAUAUGAUCUGCCAUUCCUAGCUUGGC
Moneuplotes crassus is the source of this 496-nucleotide messenger RNA. Lineage: Eukaryota; Ciliophora; Spirotrichea; Euplotida; Euplotidae. The record is from the annotation of a GenBank genome assembly.